Fusarium poae is the source of this 1116-nucleotide messenger RNA. RefSeq lists its product as uncharacterized. Bases 1 to 1116 code for a protein of 371 amino acids. The record is from RefSeq and is a predicted model, not a curated record. NCBI's taxonomy places the organism in Eukaryota, Fungi, Ascomycota, Sordariomycetes, Hypocreales, Nectriaceae. The transcript has a single exon.
AUGGUGUAUUUGGUCGAUAUUGGCGAGAUCAAGGCUGUGAUAGAAUGGCAGCAGAACGACACAAGACAGUGGCUGGCCGAGUCUGAUCCGCCCACUUCCUCGAUCCAAUUCUCGUUGCGUCUGGAUAAAUCAUGCGCAUUUUUCGAGAUCAUGAUUCCCAUCCGAUACAAGGAGCAUCCAACUGGUUCAGCUGUUUACGUUCGCAUCACCCCCGAAUCCAUGACCAGCCUCAAGCACUCCAUAAAAGACAAUGCUCCCGACGCCAGCGACCUCGUGUUUCCCUCCGCGACAUGUCUUGACCUCGAGCUUGCCAAGCCAAUCUCGAUCCUGAUUCCAACAUUCAUCAAUGAGCCAGUCGUGCCAGCCCGACCGCGUUCAGGGAAGAUACUCGACUCACUUUCCGAGCUCCUAUAUACGACGUCUCUGCGUAUCUAUGUCCCAGAGGACACUUUAUCUCUGGAACAGCUAGACUCUAUCAGCACAGCAGUCUCGCAAAAGCACUUAAAACCCUUUACUGGCCCAGAGUUUGAUGUUUCGCGAUUAUUCACCGGCAGUGGCGCCAAGGUCACAGCUCUCCCCAAACCCCCGCCCCCUUCGUAUAACAAAGCCGCCGUCCAAUCGAGCAUACCUUUAUACAACGAAUCCGCAACCUUUGAUCCACCUACCAACAAGCGCAAACGAUGCCAAGAACCAGUCGAAAAAAGCGGUCCAAUCUGGGACAAACUGCGGGAACUCGAGACCAUAAUGCAACAUCGCGCAUCGCAAGAUGCACUUGUCCAACAGCAACAGACUAAGAUCGUCGAGCUACAAGACAAGAUUGCGAGCAAUGAGAAGCGGAUCUUCGAUUUAGAGGCUCAGGUCGCAGAUCUUCAACAGGCACGAGAUGCGCCCGACGGGAAGCGGCUUCUGGAUUUAGAGGCCGAGGUCGCCGGUCUACAACAGGCACAUCAUGAUGCCAAUGACGCAGGCGCUGUUGAAUUAACAGAAAUCAGAGACGAUAUGCGUACUCUAGAAGGAAUGAUUGACUUUGCGCAUGAGAAAGACGACGAGGAGUUCAAAGAGAGGCUAAAGGAGGAUGUGCUUGAGGAGUUAAUUCAGAGGAUAUCGCGUGGCUAG